Talaromyces amestolkiae is the source of this 1518-nucleotide messenger RNA. RefSeq lists its product as uncharacterized. The transcript has a single exon. The coding region runs from base 1 to 1518 and encodes 505 amino acids. Lineage: Eukaryota; Fungi; Ascomycota; Eurotiomycetes; Eurotiales; Trichocomaceae. The record is from RefSeq and is a predicted model, not a curated record.
AUGCCAAUGUCUCAUCAAAUCGACUGCUCGCACCUUAGUGCUCCGCACGUCCCAGGAGCCACAGUGCUUUCGAUCAAUGCCACCGAACGAUGGAAUUAUUCAGUACCAGCAACCCCUCCGUUUCUCCUCUCCCCUGUCCAGAACCUUAACAUCUGCGACGUGACUGUGUCGCUCACGCAUGCUGGCGCCGAGAAUCAGGUCACAGUGAAAGUUUGGCUACCACUCCAAGAUUGGAAUGGAAGGUUUCAAGCAACUGGUGGAUCAGGUUAUGCUGCUGGCGAAUUCGAUCUUACACUUGGCCCAACGGUCAAGAACGGAUACUCUGCGGUAUCCACUGAUGCUGGCGUCGGGCUCAAUGCUUUAAGUCCCGGUUCAUGGGCGCUCAACACAGAUGGAUCUGUCAACUUUGACGCUUUGAUUGACUUUUCGUAUCGCUCCGUACACGACAUGGCUAUUGUGGGCAAAGAGCUCACAAGACAAUUCUAUGGUACCAAGCCUAAAUAUUCAUACUGGAACGGCUGCUCAACGGGCGGACGACAGGGAAUGGCUGCUGCUCAGAGAUACCCGGACUUAUUUGAUGGCAUCCUUGCUGGAGCGCCGGCAAUCAACUGGGCGAAGUAUGUCGUCGCAGAACAAUGGCCACAAACUGUCAUGCAGCAAGAGCUAACAUUCCCUUCGACAUGUGAGCUGAAGUUCUUUUCUGACGCUGCAAUCAAGGAAUGUGACGAGAUGGAUGGUGUGAAGGAUGGCAUUAUUACUGAUCCGGAGAACUGUCUCUAUGAUCCAUUGGAGUCUGUUGGACAAGUAAUUGAAUGUGAGGGUCAGAAAAUCACAAUCACCAAUUCCACUGCCACGAUCGUGAAAAAGACUCUCCAGGGACCCUUGGACCCAUAUGGACGACCACUCUGGUAUGGUCUCAACGCCGGUGCUCCGUUAGACAACCUGGUAAAUACAACAACAGAGAUCAAUGGUACACGGACUGGAAACCCUUUUUUCGUGAAUGAUCAAUGGAUCAAAUACUUCCUGGCUCGUGACCCUGAUUACAACACCGAACAGAUCAAUUACAAUACUUUUCUUGAUCUUUUCUGGCAAUCCUACACGGAAUAUGAUAGUAUCAUUGGUACUGAUGAUGCUGACUUGUCCUCAUUCCACCACCAUGGUGGUAAAUUGCUCAUGUGGCAGGGUUUAUCCGAUCAGCUGAUCUUUCCUGGCGGAACGAUCGACUACCGUAAUCGCGUGGAACGUCUCAUGGGAGGAGAGAACAGGACCAAUGAUUUCUUUAGGUUGUUUCUCGCGCCUGGUGUCGACCAUUGUGCUGCGGGAACGACUAUUGGGGCAAUCCCAAACGACCCCUUCGAGGCAUUGGUUGACUGGGUCGAACAGGGAGACGCCCCGAAUAUGAUCCCGGCGACAAUAAACGAUGGGACUCAAGCGGAGAGGAUUAUCUGCUCUUAUCCUCAGGUUGCGACCUACAUAGGUGGAAAUGCAGAUUGUGCUGCUAGUUACACAUGUGCGUAA